AUGAUGGAUACAAAAAAGUGCCCGAUAGUGCUGAUCACGGUUAUCAUUCUCCUAAGACCAGUCAUUGCUGCUUCUUCCGAUGGUGAUGAGUUUUCAAAUAAUUUGAUCUCAGAUUUAGCUCCUUUGCUCUCGCUCUUCGGCGAACAGGUCACCAAACAAUUCAUGAGCCAGUCGAUGGGCUGGGCUGAUCAUUUCAUUUUUGCCAUGGUCCCACUGGGAGUAAUUACAGCCAUAACUGGCGCCAUACGAGUUGGAGGCCCUGGAUGGCUGAAAGCAAUUAUCGGACGGGCUCGGGAGAACAUAGCUGCCGCUGAGGUAGAGCUGAUGUCCUCUACUUCGCACGAGGUUGGGGAGCUCUGGAAUGGCCAACAAAUCGUGAGAACAAUGGGCAUGCCACCGGUAAAAGAUAUUCUAUUUUUAUCGCAAGGAGGCAAAUAUGGUUUGCUUUCUUCAAUAGAGAAAGCUCUUGACGAGAAACAUCUCAUCGAGAUUGGUCGGUUCGAUAUCCAGGAAGAUAACGCACCUGUGGCAGAAGGCCAUCACGGAGCUGGGCAUCGAGCAGGUCAAGCCAAUAAUUCGGAGAAUCCCGUACAAAGGCCUCGGCCGACACAAAAGCCUCGAUCGUCUCUAGAAAACUCCCCUGCCCCCAACAUCAGCCUUAAUCUUCACAACCAUGUUCGUAGGACCGAGAUUCGAGUUGUGGCAGCCAUCGCGAUAGUUAUUCAGGCCUGCAUCGUUAUUUACGCCGGGUUUGCUACCUACCAUCCGAAGUUACGAUAUAAGAAAGGCGACUCUACUGUUCAGACCUAUGCAUUUCCUGUGAUGUGUUCGGGAACGGUAAUCAUCUCGAUAGGCCUACUCAUAUGUGCGCAUGUGAUAGAGGAUAGUACUACUGAGAGAAGGUACGAAGUACUGAAACGGGAAGACGAGGGAGCCAUCGAGGUUCGCGGUCUAUGGUUGCAGAAGGGUGAGAGAGUAGCCGACCAAUCUUUCGAAUCCUUCGCGAUAUUCUCAAAAGGGGUACGGGAAACAAUUACAACAUCUGAGCGGAAAAAUGGAUGGGGUGAUACGCUGGAGAAGAAAAACAAGGCAACAUUAAAGAGUCAGCCAAAGAUGUCGAAUUCAUACGAUAUAUACCCUUUUACUGGUUUUAUCGCGACUACGGGGUCAAUAAUAUCGCUCUGUGGAUUCAUUCUCCAGUUUACCGGUCUCCGUGCAUUACACUGGUCGGUCUCUCUUGCCCAGCUGGGUGGAAUGUUAGCUAUGACUGCCUUGAGGGCCUAUGUCCGCCGAGGCCUGACCCGAAGGCCAGUUGUACAAAGCCUCCCAAAGGGUUUCGAAAUUGAUUGGCUGGCAACAAGAAGCUCAGCACUACACGCCAACUGGCCAAAAGAUCGUCAUUCAGAAUCAUCUAAACCCCCGUCACUGAGGAAGAAGCAAGAAGUUGAUGAUGACCACUUUUGGUCGGAAGGAUUCUGGAAUCCCCCGUGGCACACGACAGCCCCGCUCGACCCCCAAAAUUUUGAUGAAAUAAAAAAAGCACGAAUGCGACUCCACAUCCUCACAGGAUGGCGUAGUAGUGUGUUUGCGGAAGCUAAAGCCCUUGCAUGUGCCAUCGAUGUUGUUUUGAACUCUCUCUCACGCUCCCUUCAGGGCUCACCCCAAGGCUCAAUGUCCACUUGGUCGCUAUCUAUCCAGUCCUUCGGUAAUCAGCAGGUCAUCAUCAACGCUACACAGAACGGAGAGGGGAAGUGGGAAACGGAUAUCGAUGAGAUUGAUUCUGUAUUAUCUUUAUGGGUGUACGAUGCCAUGCAAAUCCCGGAAAGGGGGGAUUUAAGAGGAGGUAUCACUCGCUCUAGGCUGGGGGAUAGCGAUGGUAGUACUAGUGUGGCAGGUUCAGGGAACAAGGGUAUAUGGCUCCUGGGACCGGAUGAGGCUGCCUUGCGUCGAGAUUUGAAGUGGUGGUCCGAUGACACAGUGGUGGCCUCACUCGUCCUUGCACGUGAGGAGCGUUUCAUACGCUGGGGCGCCGGUGAAAACCAGGAUUCUACGAGGAUCACAAUUGAAGCUCAGAGAAUCUUAGGCUGCGGAAGUAUAAAAGACCCCCGGCGCCCAGCAGGCUUUGUUAUCAGCGAUAUUGGAGAGAAGCCCCAAAAUGAGGACGGUCUAAAAUAUCAAUUGGCGGUCUUGUCUAGCGCACCACUGGCAUUACUCGGCGCACAAAAGAUUCUUUCAGAGUUUAUGAAGGUAGUCGCGACGAGAUUGACAAUUCCUAUCCAAGGAAAAUCAUCUUCAUUUACUCUACAAAACACCAAACUGGUCAAACUGGUUCAAGAUGUUCAAAAAACUGGAAUAGGGUCAUUGCACGAAGUUUACCUAUGUAUUAUUCCUCCACUUAGUGCUAGUGAAAGACUUCCGGACGCAAGUGCAGUAAUCGAAUUUGCAAGGCAACGAUCGGAACAGUACGAGUUACAUGGCCAGUGGGAUAGGUCUGCGGAUAUCCAUAUAUGGCUCUUUCGGACGGGCCAAUCCUUCACUUCCUCCAACAUCUUUGCUCGCAAGACCACCGCAACCGUGAUGGUAUUUUUCAGAUCAGCUUUGAUAGAGGAAGAGAACUCGGCGGACCAUGAUAUACGUAUGGUAACAGACGGGUCCACUACCCGGGAUGCUUCUCGCGCAGUGACCAAACUCCGUCAAGAACUCAAAGGUCAUGAAUUGGGGUAUAGCCUCAACGUCUUGAAACUAUUCUUGUUGCAAAGAAAAACAAAUAGUCGUGGCCGUAAUGCUCCCCUGGAUUGGGCACCUCUGAGCCUGGAACACGGGCAACCUGUUGACGUGAGCGAUCAAUCAUUUAAGGAUUCCAUCCGAUUUACAAAACUUCAUAACCUGUGCUUCUUCGAACCCCCCUCAGAUAGCAACCCGGUAGAUGAUCAAAUUAGAUCCCCGGAUAUUCUUGGCCUUUCGCCGGUCCAUUAUGCCGCCAGCCCUAUGGCAAGUGACCACUACCCUGGAGACAAAACGUAUGUUUCGGUCCUACUGGGAGCUGGGGCGGAUGGAAAUGCUAAGGAUCUGGCGGGGUGGACGCCGUUACAUUACAAUUGCUUGUUGGGCGGCGCAGCACAAUUCCGAGAGCUCAUGAGCGAGGGUCUAGAUAUAGAGACACGUGCAAGGGAUGGCACGACACUUCUUCAUUGUGCAGCUAUAGGCAACAAUCCCACCGCAGCCAGACGUCUCAUCGAGGCGGGGGUAAAUAUCAAAGCACGAGAUUCGUCUCGAAGUACUCCCCUGCACUGGGCCGCGUAUUAUGGAAACCUUGGAGUCCUCAAUGUUCUAGUCCAGGCCGGGGGGGUGAAGGAGCGUAACAACGACGGAAGGACACCCGCUCAUCUCGCUGCUCUGGGCGGACACGUUGACGCUCUCAAAGUCAUCUUGGGCGAAGUUAGCUCAAUGGAGGAUAAAGAUAGGUCCGGAUUCACGAUACUACACUUCGCUGCUGCAAAAGGUCACGCACGACUGAUAGAGUUUCUUGUCGGGGCGGAGGAAGUAACGGAUAUCAAAGUGGUAGAAGGAGCCCCCCCCGAGAACUCGAGCAGCAGUGCUCGUAAUGCUAAUAUGAACACUCUCCCCACUCGACGGACAUCCAACAUAGAGGCAGCGGACGCGAAAGGUUUCCGGCCGCUUCAUUGGGCUGCCAACGCAUAUCUUGGAGAUGCCGCAGGCCGUAUUCUUGUUGCUCAGGGCGCCGACAUACACGCGACUGAUGAGGGCGGCAGGACUCCGUUAGAUAUUUGCGCUCUCUCGGGAAACGCGGAACUCGCCCGAUAUCUGAAAUCGAAAGGUGCGAGAAUUGAUGCAUCUAGUGACGCCACCGGUGAAGCCUUGCGCCAUGUAGCCAGAACCGGGGACCUACAAACGUUAAAGGCCCUUUUCAACAAUCAAGGGCGUCCGGGUGAUCAUUUAUUCCAUCGCUCAAUCGAGGCCGGAAAUCUUGAUUCUAUUCGAUUCCUAAUUUUGGAACAUGCCAACAUGGCCGCUUCUGAUUCUGAUCCUGAAGGCGCAACGGCAUUGCAUAUCGCAGCAGGCGCAAAAGAAUGUCCUGAAAUUGUUGUUCGACUUCUUGCCGAUCAUGAGGCUGAUUUGAAUGCCAGAGACAGGUCUGGGCAAGCGGUGGUGCACAAGGCAGUAAGACUGGGUCACUACGACUUGGUGAAGUUUUUGAUCGACAAAAAGGUAGAUUUAAACGCGAAGGAUCGAGAUGGAGAUACAGCUCUGCAUACUGCAGUUAGCAGAGGGAGUUCCAAAAUGCUUAAGCUUCUUGCCGAGGGUGGGGCCGAUGUAAAUCUCUGUAACAACGAUGGACGAACGGCGCUGCAUGAUACCGCAAGGCUCUAUAAGCCCAAAUUAAUGGCUAUCCUGGUCGGCAUUAAGGGAGCAGAUAUCAACGUGCAAGAUGUGAGCGGGAUGACAGCCUUGCACCACAUAGCAUCUUUGAGACAGCGCGGAAGACUCUCCCGCGCAAUUGCACUUCUUAUCAAGAAGGGGGCCAAUACGGAUCUCAAAGAUAAAUAUGACUCGACGCCAAUUCAUACCGCAGCACUAUACGGAGAAAGUGAUUCCCUGUAUACCAUGAUCGACAAAGGAGCGGACUUGAAAGCGAAGGAUAAACAUGGAUGGACAGUCAUGCACAUCGCAGCCCUAAAGCAUGAUUCUAACAUGAUUGGGUAUCUUGUCGAUCGUGGCGCCAGCAUAAAUACAAAAGACAAGCGUGGAAAAAGGGCGAUCCAUUGUACAGUUACCCACAACCUCGAUUGCGAUGCAAGGACCAUCUGGAGAUCAGUAAACGCCUUGAUUGUCGAAGGUGCGGAUAUAAAUGCGCAGGAUUCCUAUGGGCGGACCGUCCUGAAUCUUGCGCUUAUAACCCGUCCCAUAAAUAUCAACCACCUUGUACGCAUGCUCAUUCUCAACAGUGCAGCGGAUGUUAAGAUCACAGAUAAACUUAAGCGUACAAUUUUGCAUUACUCAAGCUUUAUGAUUGAGAACUCCUUGGUUAAGAUUUUCAUAGCCCAAGGGGCGGAUCUAAACGCUUUGGAUAAAAGGGGGUAUACCGCCCUGCACUUCGCUUGUUUUGAGGGAGAUCCUGAUUUUGUUCGUUUCCUCAUCGAUGAAGGGGCAGACGUGAACGCGAGGAUUGGUUGUUGGACCGCACUGCAUCUAGUGAUCCUUUCAUCCCUUACUCGCCAUAGGAAAGAAGAUUGUGGGGAAAUAGCGUUUACACUCAUUGAAAAAGGAGUGGAUAGGAGCGUUAAAGACCAAGACGGACGUACGGCACAUGAUAUGGCAGCUAUUUUGGGAGAGAGAGAUUUGCUACGCGCCCUUGAUUCAGACUCAGAAUUGCCGGAUAUCCCUUUGGGAAGCAAUGAAGGAGUUGGUGAGAUCGCCGAUGAACAGCCCGUCGUCGAUGGGCAAGAUAUUCCUUUGGGAAGCGGUGAAGGUCUCAGUGAGAGUGCCGAUAAACAGGUCGUCGCUGAUAGGGAAGAUACCUCCCUGAAAGGCAAUAAAGAUGUUAGUGAGUUCGCCGAUGAACAGGUCAGCGUUGUUGGGAAGGAUAUUCCUUUAGGGGGAGAUGAAGUUGUUAAUGAGAGCCCCGAUGAACAGCUCUUCGGUGAUGGGGAAGAUACCUCCCCUGAAAGCAAUGAAGUUGUCAUUGAGAGCACCAAUAAACAAAUCGUCGUUGAUAGGCGAAGCGGUGAAGGUGUCAGUGAGAUCGCCGAUGAACAGGUCGUUGGUGAUGGGGGAGAUAUUCCUUUGGGAAGAGAUGAAGUUGUCAGUGAGAGCGCCGAUAAACAGGUCGUCGUUGAUGGGCGAAGCGAUGAAGGUGUCAGUGCGAGCACCAGCGGCGGUCUCAGUGAGAGCACUGACGGCGGUGUCGGCGAGAGCACCGACGGCGAUGUCGGUGAGAGCACCCGUGAAGGUUUCAGUGAGAGCCCCGAUAAACAGAUCGUCGUUGAUGGGCGAAGCGAUGAAGGUGCCAGUGGGAGCACCGGCGGCGGUCUCAGUGAGAGCACCGACGGCGAUGUCGGUGAGAGCACCCAUGAAAGUGUCAGCGAGAGCCCCGAUAAACAGAUCGUCGUUGAUGGGAGAAGCGGUGAAGGUGUCGGAGAGAGCACCGAUGAACAGAUCGUCGGUGAUGCGGAAGAUAUCGAUGGACAGGAGGCCAUCUCUGGGGAGGAUAUUACUUUGGGAAGAGAGGUUGUGAGUGGGAGCGGCGAUGAACAGGUCACGAUAGUUGGGAAAGAUAAGAAGAAGCUCAUAAAAGCCGCGAAUGAGAUCUUUGCUCAUAUACGUAAAUAUAGGGAAAAGAAAGAUAUCGAUGUUGUAUAA
This is a messenger RNA of Morchella sextelata, 6381 nucleotides long. RefSeq lists its product as uncharacterized. The coding region runs from base 1 to 6381 and encodes 2126 amino acids. Gene Ontology annotation, molecular function: protein binding. The transcript is spliced from 4 exons. The record is from RefSeq and is a predicted model, not a curated record. Lineage: Eukaryota; Fungi; Ascomycota; Pezizomycetes; Pezizales; Morchellaceae.